CGAGGCCCCGCCCCGCAGCGCCCGCUUCCAAGAUGGCGGCAGCGAUGCCCGCCCAGCUGUCUGGGUGGCGGUGACGAGGUAGACAGAAGACCAGGUGGCUGGCUAUUCUUGACUACUUCUGUUCCAGUUGGUCCCAAAUUUGCCUUUGGAGUGCUAGAUGGAGCCUUUCUCUGUCCUCUGUGACAUUUCCAAUUUUAGAUAAUGCCUCACAUCUCUGCCCCCCUGGGACCCCCUGGAGCCCCCAUGAUCUGGAAGAAGACAGCUUGAAUCUAGAACUCCCCUUUCUCCCUCCCCAGACCUCACCUCAGGAUGUUGCGGAGGCUGCUGGAGCGGCCCUGCACGCUGGCCCUGCUUGUGGGUUCCCAGCUGGCCGUUAUGAUGUACUUGUCACUAGGGGGCUUCCGAAGCCUUAGUGCCCUAUUUGGCCGGGACCAGGGGCCUACAUUUGACUAUUCUCACCCUCGAGAUGUCUACAGUAACCUCAGUCAUCUGCCUGGGGCUCCUGUAGCUCCAGGAGGUCCUUCAGCUCCUCAAGGCCUACCCUACUGUCCUGAACGAUCUCCUCUCUUAGUGGGUCCCGUGUUGGUGUCCUUUAGCCCAGUGCCAUCACUAGCAGAGAUUGUGGAACGGAAUCCUAGGGUAGAGCCUGGGGGUAGGUAUCGCCCAGCAGGGUGUGAGCCCCGCUCCCGGACAGCCAUCAUCGUGCCGCAUCGUGCCCGGGAGCAUCACCUACGCCUGCUGCUUUACCACCUGCACCCCUUCCUGCAGCGCCAGCAGCUUGCUUAUGGCAUCUAUGUCAUCCACCAGGCUGGAAAUGGAACAUUUAACAGGGCAAAAUUGCUGAAUGUUGGAGUGCGGGAGGCACUGCGUGAUGAAGAGUGGGACUGCCUGUUCUUGCAUGAUGUGGACCUCUUGCCAGAAAAUGACCACAAUCUCUAUGUGUGUGACCCCCGGGGACCCCGCCAUGUUGCUGUUGCCAUGAACAAGUUUGGAUACAGCCUCCCGUACCCCCAGUACUUCGGAGGAGUCUCAGCGCUCACUCCUGACCAGUACCUGAAGAUGAAUGGCUUCCCUAACGAAUACUGGGGCUGGGGUGGUGAGGAUGACGACAUAGCUACCAGGGUACGCCUGGCUGGGAUGAAGAUCUCUCGGCCCCCCACAUCUGUGGGACACUAUAAGAUGGUAAAGCACCGAGGAGAUAAGGGCAAUGAAGAAAAUCCCCACAGAUUUGACCUCCUGGUCCGUACUCAGAACUCCUGGACUCAAGAUGGGAUGAACUCUCUGACAUACCGAUUGCUGGCUCGAGAACUGGGUCCUCUCUAUACCAACGUCACAGCAGACAUUGGGACUGACCCUCGGGGUCCCCGGGCUCCUGGUCCCCGUUAUCCACCCGGUUCUUCCCAGGCCUUCCGUCAAGAGAUGCUGCAGCGCCGGCCCCCUGCUAGGCCUGGCCCUCUGCCUACUGCCAACCACACAGCCCGCCAUAGUCCACACUGAUUCCUCCUUGCCCACCUUAAUCAUGAAACUGAAUCAGAAGGGUUGUAUUCUCCCUACCCUCAGCUCCUCACUGCUCUUAGAGGGAUGUUGGGGGGAUUGAACUCUAGUGCUAUGUUGGGGGGCAGGGGCCUCUCCUCACUGCUAGAAUGGAGCUGGGCUCCUCUAGACCUGGAGGUCCCUCUUUCUAGGGGACCGGCCAGGACUUAUGACUGUGAAUCCUUGAUGUCAUAAUUUUAUGUGACAACUCCUGGGAGUCCCCUGCCCCUGGGGUAGGAGCAGGGCUGGACCCCAAGUCCCUUCCUCUUCCAUGGAGAUUACUCUCUUCCAAGAGUGAUCUGGCUUCUCCUGGGACCUCUGUGAAUAUUUAUUCUAUUUAUGGUUCCCAGGAAGCUGUUUGGUGAAGGAAGCCCCUCCCUGGGCACUUUCUGCCAGUGCUGGAGUAGCUCCCUUUUCUGGUCCUGGCUCAGGGGGCUGGGAUUUUGAUAUAUUUUCUAAUAAAGGACUUUGUCUCGCUUCUGCUCCUGC
Messenger RNA from Sciurus carolinensis (gray squirrel), 2022 nucleotides. It is a transcript of the gene B4galt3, whose product is annotated as beta-1,4-galactosyltransferase 3. The record is from RefSeq and is a predicted model, not a curated record. Gene Ontology annotation, biological process: galactosylceramide biosynthetic process; carbohydrate metabolic process. NCBI's taxonomy places the organism in Eukaryota, Metazoa, Chordata, Mammalia, Rodentia, Sciuridae. Bases 310 to 1497 code for a protein of 395 amino acids. Gene Ontology annotation, molecular function: glycosyltransferase activity. The transcript has 8 exons.